Molecule: messenger RNA, 6819 nt
Organism: Manihot esculenta (cassava)
Lineage: Eukaryota; Viridiplantae; Streptophyta; Magnoliopsida; Malpighiales; Euphorbiaceae
Product: cysteine-tryptophan domain-containing zinc finger protein 7
Exons: 14
Coding region: 386-5443 (1685 amino acids)
Molecular function (GO): zinc ion binding
Source: RefSeq, a predicted model, not a curated record
AAAUAACGGAGAAAAAAAAAAAAAACGCGGCUGCUGUACACACCAAAAACCGGAGAGAGAGACUCCUCCUGGUAAUUGAUUCUAGCUUAUAGAGAUCGCACCAAAGCGACCGCAAAUCUGCAGGUCCCAGAAAAUCAUUCGGGGUUUGCCAAAGAUCUUUUAGUGGAAAUUUGCUUCAGUUACUGGAAUUUUGAUUUCCAAUCUCUGGUUCGGUGGUAUCCAUCCGAAUACUGGUGAUCGGGUCUGAUUGUGAUCGUUUCAUUGGAAAUCCACGGUGGGUUUUUGUUCAUAUGAAAUGGGUCGGGCCCGGUUUUGCUGAGAGAUGGGUCAGAGCUUGUAAGCUUAAUUGGUUGUCCCCUUUAAGAUUAUUGUUUAUUCUUGUUUGAUGAUUUCUUUGGGGAGGAGAAAUGCGACUGAGGAGCUAGGGAUAGGGUUUGGCGUUGGGAGAGAGAUGGAGGACACUGAGCUUGAAGAAGGGGAGGCUUGCUCGGACCAUAACAACAAAGAUGAUGGUUAUGAUGCAAGCAUGGACCCAGAUAUUGCUCUCUCUUACAUAGGUGAAAAACUUCAGGAUGUAUUGGGACACUUUCAGAAAGAUUUUGAAGGGGGAGUUUCGGCAGAGAAUUUGGGGGCCAAGUUUGGUGGUUAUGGUUCAUUUUUACCUGCCUAUCAGCGUUCUCCAGUUUGGUCUCACCCAAGGACACCACCAAAAGUCCAGCACUGCAACUCGCCUAGAUCUCCAAAUAAUUCACAACUCGAGGGUAGCCGUCAUGGUUCAGUUCCUUCAUCUACUGUGCCUCAAUCAGUAAGGCUGGAACCUGCUUUUUCCAGUGCAGCAUCGCUGACUGCAUCAAAAGCAUCAUCCUCCAAGGUUGUUUCAGUUAAACAAGAAGCAGACAUGUCGUCCAAUAAUCAAGCCAAGGAACAUACUCUGAGAUAUGAAUCAGUAAACAGGAAAUCUACUAAUUUACCAGACCAAAAACUGUUGAAGGUUCGAAUCAAAAUGGGUUCUGAUAGUUUGCCAACACAGAAAAAUGCUGCAAUCUACAGUGGUCUUGGCCUUGAUGUGUCACCAUCUUCCUCACUAGAUGACAGCCCCUCUGGAAGUGAAGGGAUGUCUCAUGGACCUCAAGAUUCUCCUUUUGAAUCUCCAGCUCAUAUUCUUCGGAUGACGACUUCAUUUCCUGUUCAUGGGGGUGUGUUGCUAUCACCUCUUCCUGGUGAGUUAAUUCACUUGGUAGAAAAGGAAAAGCUUCACAAAGGCAGUGGAUUAUUGCAUGCCCGAACAGUUGGCAUAGAAAAUUAUGGCAGCAUAGUUAAUGGGUCUGGUUCUGUAAAAGGUGAUGGAAAAAUAUUGGGAGAGAAGAAAAUGAAGUCGCUAGAGAGAAAUGAAAUAUCUUCUGAAUCAAAAAGAGAAAGUAAGAAGGGUUCUCGGAGUGAUAUUGAUAUUCUCCCAAAGAAGGAAAUGGACCUUGAAAAUUUGGCCUGUGAGGAACUUGUUUCUAACACGCUAAAGCUUCCACUUCUCUCCAAUUCAUAUUCUGUUACUGAUGCGGCAAAAGGCAGAAUUAGGGAAUCUAAUAUUUCCAGGGAAGCAUACAAGGUUGUGGUGAGGGACAAAGGAUUUUCUGAUCUAACAAAGGAGGAGCCAUCGGGGUUGUCAUAUACACAUGAGGAUGCCUGGGUUGAGAAUCCCAAAGCCACUUCAGCUGGAAAGCUGUGGGAUGACAAUAAAGCUAGUUCUCUUGACAGUGCUUGUGUCUACCCUAGGAAAGAUGGCAAUCGAAAAGGGGAAACACCUUAUGGCUCUGUCAGAAGUGACUCAAAUAUUACAAAGGGUAUGAAAGCUGUAAGCUGUGAACUGAUGGACACUCCCAAGAAGAAAGCUGAUCAGAAAGUUACAUCCCAUGUAGGUACCAAGUUGCCUUCUGUUAAGGAGCGUUCAUCUUCUGAGGGGAAAAAGAAACUAAAAGAUAGCUUGACAGGUGGCUCUUCUUUGGUAGCCAAAAAGAAGAAGAGCGCUUAUGCAGAUGACUGUAGUAAAGGGGAGUUGGAAGACUCAAAAUCGCAAAAGAGUGCUGUAAAAUCUGGGGAUAGGUAUAGAGACUUUUUUGGGGAUAUUGAACUAGAUCAAGAAGAAAAACAGAUGAGCCCAUUGGAAAUAGGUUUUGAAGAUAGGCAGAAGGAUUCUGACAUGGGUGAAAAAGGUACAUGUUUCUCUAAUAAUGCAUUGAAGGAGAGACCAAUUGGUAAGAAAAUUAAUAAGCUGUCAACAUCUGAGCUGCAUCCUAAAGCAACUCUGAGAGUUGCUCCUGGCUCUGGAAAUGGCCCUAUAUCUGAUGUUGGUCCUGCAUCAACAGCCCCUGCUGCAACAGAAGACAAUUGGGUCUGUUGUGACAAGUGUCAGAAAUGGCGGCUUCUUCCUCUUGGUAAAAACCCUAAUGACCUACCGGAGAAGUGGCUGUGUAGCAUGCUUAAUUGGCUGCCUGGUAUGAAUCGAUGUAGUUUUACUGAGGAAGAAACAACAAAUGCUGUUAUGGCAUUGAACCAAAUCCCUGCUCCAGUAAGUCAAAAUAAUCUGCAAAUCAAUCCUGGUGGGGUUAAAUCCAAAGCAACCUUAUUUGGUGACCAGCUUGAUCAGAACCACCAAGACUUCAGUUUGCAUGUCAUGCCUGAUGCUGGAAAGAAGAAGGCCUACAGAGAUGCUUCUGCUCCAUUAUCAAAUCCUAUAAAGAAGAGCAUACAGUCAUCACUGAUGAAUGGAAGCUUAAAUUAUGAGAACCAACCUCUUGUAAGUGAACCUGAUUUUCUGAAAGUGAGCAAGUCUGAUGACUUGGCUGCAGAGAGGUACAAACAUAAGCAGAAAGAGAAGCAUAAAGUAUCAGACAACUGUUCUGAUGGAGGUGAUACUACGCAAUCAAAGAUGAAGGGCAAGAGGGAUCUUGAGCAAGAUAUAUUGAGGGCCUCAAAGAAAAUGAAGACUGAAGGAUUGCCACAAGAUUGGAUGUCUGAUCAUCAUGUAACAAUUGAAAAAGUAGGUCCUAGUUCAAGUAAUCGUCUGCCUAGUAUGCCAUCAGGAAAGAAUAUGCCUAAAACCAAUAGCCGCACUUCUUCUAUGGAUCAGAUACAAGUUUCUGCUAGAAAACCAAAGGAUGAAAUUCCGAUUUCUAUGGAUGAUGUGACCAUGGAUAUGGGAAAGCAGGUUGAUAGAGAAGUUGGAAAAAAGAGGAAAGUAAAGGGAAGUUGUGAUGGCCAGGCUAAUCAAGGUACCCUAUCAAAUACAGGGCAUAAUCUCCAGGCCAAGGAGGAGUUCAGUGAGAAUGAGUUCAGGAAAGAGAAGAAAGCCAGGAUAUCCAGGUCUGAUGGAAAGGAGUCCAGUGCAAGUAAAGGCAAUAGUAAAUCGGACAAAAAAAGUAGUCAUAGAAAGAAUCGGCAACCAGGAAAAGAUGUUGGGAGUACUGUUUCUCAACGGAGCUUGGAUGGUGUGGAUUCUCUGAAAAAGGAUUCUGGAUCUCUGCAUCCUUCUGUGGCAGCUACUUCUAGCUCUUCUAAGGUUUCUGGUUCCCACAAAACCAAAGUCAAUUUCCUGGAGACGAAGGGGUCUCCAGUAGAAUCAGUUUCAUCAUCACCUUUGAGAGUUUCAAAGCCAGGUAAGCUUACGCCUGCACAAAGGAACUUCACUGAGAAGGUUGACUCUACUGAUGCUGGUUUUUUUGCCCUAGGUGGUCUAAGAAGAUGCUCAGAUGGUGAAGAUGAUGGUGGGAGCGAUCGAUCUGGGACAGCAAAGGAUAAAAUUCUUGAUGUGGCUCGUCAUGGUUCCCUUGAAUCCUCUGUCCUUGAUUUUCAGGAAAAGGACUUCACUCGUGUUUCUGGUGGUAAAGCUAAACAUCUGAUUGUGCCUUCACCUGAUGUCACAAACCACCACCCUGCAAAUUGUGCUGCAGAUUAUUUGGGCCAAGACACUCAAUAUCCUGGUAAAACUACAUCUGCAGAUCGACGGCAUGAAAAUGAUAGACAACAUGAGAAUCAUUAUCAUGUGAAUGGGUCCCGUCCAAGGAAAUGUGGUAAGGGAUCCUCAUCAAGGUCCAAAGAUAAGAAUCGAAAUCCAAAUUCUGAACUUGACAGCAAAGUUACAGAUUCUGAAUUGAUUAAUGUGCAAGCACCUUCCUGUGAAAAAAAACCAACAGAUGGCAAAGUUAAGAUUGAAGAGAAGCUUGGUGUCAGAUCUGAUGAAAAUGAGGACAUAUAUGUUGCUAAAAAGGACUCCACAGGGCUAUUGUCAAGUGAUAGCAGUAAAAAAGGGAGUCAGUCUAAAUUUCGGGGACACAAUGGUCCUGAUAUUAAAGCACGAGCUGUUCCUAGCCAUGAUGCAACCUCUACACCAAAGCAGAGUCUGCUGCUAGAUUGUGAGGCAGUCUCUGGGAGAGGAAAGUCACCAUCAUUACCUCCAUCUGGAGGUGGUCAAAAUGACACAUCAUCUCACUGCCCUCUACCAGUUUCUGGAUCUCAGAAAGGAAACAUAGCAAAAAUUUCAGUCAUUAAUGCCUCUGAAAGUGAUAAUGCAUCAAGGACACAUAAACAAAUUAGAAAGAUUGAUCAUACAAAUGGGAUUCAUCACAACAGUUCAAGAGAUCCCAUAUCAAAUGGGCAUAGGGGCAGGGAUCUUGAUGCCCCAAGUCCAGUUAAAAGGGAUUCCUCCAGUCAGGCUGCUACUAAUGCACUAAAAGAAGCUAAAAAUCUAAAACACCUGGCUGAUCGUCUUAAGAACGCUGGGUCAAAUCUUGAGAGUACAAAACUUUACUUUGAGGCAGCCCUCAAGUUUCUUCAUGGAGCCUCCCUGUUGGAAACUUGCAGCAGUGAGAAUGCGAAAACUGGAGAAAUGAUUCAGUCUAUGCAAGUAUACAGUAGUACAGCAAAACUCUGCGAGUUUUGUGCCCAUGAAUAUGAGAAGUCCAAAGACAUGGCUGCUGCUUCCCUGGCAUAUAAGUGCAUGGAGGUGGCAUACAUGAGGGUAAUUUAUUCUUCACACACCAGUGCAAAUAAAGAUCGACAAGAAUUGCAGACAGCCCUGCAAAUAGUUCCUCCAGGUGAGUCACCUUCUUCUUCUGCAUCUGAUGUUGAUAACUUGAACCACCCAGCAACAGUGGACAAGGUUUUCUUAGCCAAAGGUAUUAGCUCCCCUCAAGUGACAGGAAGCCAUGUCGUUGCUGCACGAAACCGUCCGAAUUUUGUGCGGUUGCUGAAUUUUGCACAGGAUGUAAAUUUUGCAAUGGAGGCCUCAAGAAAAUCACGGAUUGCUUUUGCGGCGGCUAAUGCAAGCUUAGGAGAAACCCAGCGCAGAGAGGGUAUUUCUUCCAUCAAAACAGCUCUUGAUUUUAAUUUCCAAGAUGUAGAGGGACUACUACGUCUGGUACGGCUUGCAAUUGAAGCUAUUAGCCGUUGAAGAGUCCAGUUGUUGUGGAGAUUGUACCAAAUUUGGGAGGAAAUAGAAGAGCCUAGAUAUUUGUGACCUGGUUCUUUCUGUCUAUUCUGCUGCAAGACUGGUCAUUGCCAUCUCGCCAAUUCAGUGUUUUAUGUACAUGUGUAUGAUACAGAAAGAAUUUGGAAUUUUGAGUAUAUUUUUCGUCAGAAUUGAGGGGCUUUCUGAUGCAGACAAGGGCCAUACUUGUGGUAAAUUUUUGUACUGGUGACAAGGAAAUUUUAUUCAUCGACUUCUCCAGAAAUAAUUCUGAGGUUGUAGGAAGUGGCAGUUCUGUGGUGAAGCAGGACUUUGGUUGAAGAAAUAAGUGAAUAAAGUUAAGAGAACCCCAAUAUAAGCAGGCUUGGGGUUGUGGAAUUCUCAUACCAGAGUGUGCUAUCUUUCUGGCAAUUGGUUAUUCCGGACGGAAAUUAGUUUAGCUGUCAUUUUAAUUUUGUUAGUGGCAACUUGUUUGGAGACAUCUGAACCCUGUAAGGAUGGGGAUUGUAAAAAUACAGGCAUUGUAAUGAAUCUUAGUUCUACUAUUGCAGACUGCACCAACUUUCUUGGUUCAGGAUAUGUGUAAAGAUGGCAAUGAUUUGGCAGUCUCAGUUUGUCUUCAGGAGCUUCUGACAGUUGCAGUUCAGACAAUUUUUUUGUUGUUAACAUAGACAAGCAAGAAAGUUACGAAAAGUUGUAUAUUCAAAAAAAUAAUGAUGCAGCCACAUGAGGUUGCCUGAGUUGUUUUCUUUGAAGUGGCUAUACGUUUGUAUACAAUCAGGCUAAGCAACAACGUGAGCUUCAUUUUCUUUCUUCCUUCUUCCCCCCUGUUUGGGGUAGGGGUGUCACGACCAUACCAUCAGUCAACGGAUGAUGAUUUAUAAAGGCACUGGGUUAAUUUUUGAAGAAUCUUAUUCCAGGAGCAGCUACCUGUGCCCUCUUCGGCUUCCACUGUGCAUUAGACCAAGCAGAGUCAAAACUAGCGCAAUUUUCAGUCUGCAAAUGAUGAGCAAUAAUUCAGUUGAUUUGAUGCCAUAAAAAAAGAAAUUUGCUUUCAAGUUCAGCAACUGGGGCAGUUCAGUUCCAGCUGCCGACACGCUGGGCUUUGAAGCAUUUAUCUUGAUGAAGUAUUUGUGCAUUUUAUUCAAACCCCAGGUCCCUUAUUUGCUCAAACUGCUCAACAGCAUUGUUCAUAUUAAUUGUAUGCGAGUGAGAGGUUAGAUUCUGAUUGUAACUUAACUUUCCUUUCCCCUCCACGCCAAAAAAAAGCUAACCAAAAUCGAACGCCUUCCCUUCUCCUGUUACUUGUAUAGGAUCAAGAACAACAUUUAUUCAUCAAAGUUUUGACAAUGUUCGCAGCA